AUGUCGCUAACAUUAAUUCGCCAUGAUGAAGAAGAAAAAAGAAAAAAUAGUCUUCAUAACCCCACGGGGCGUAUAGGACAUUCUCUUCACUUUUAUUAUGAUAUAAGCCAAAAUAAUAAUACUUCGGAAAAUAGCUCAAUACAAGAAAAAGAAGAAAAUAAACUGAAUGACGAUAAUAUAAAUGAUAAUAAUAUUAAUGAUGAUAAUAUUAAUGAUGAAAAUAUUAAUGAUGAUAAUAUUAAUGAUGAAAAUAUUAAUGAUGAAAAUAUAAAUGAUGAUAAUAUAAAUGACAAUAUAAAUGAUGAUAAUAUAAGUGAGGAGAAGAAUGAUAUUCCUAGUUUUAAUCACCAUUUUAAUGGGAAAUAUAAAAUAAUAUUAUAUGGUGGUGGGUUACUAGAUUAUGAUUUUGCCAAAAAUUAUGCGAGUGAAUUUUUAAUGAAUGUUCAUGGUGAAUAUAUCAAAUCUGAAAAUAAUGAAAAUAAUAAUGAUAGAAAAGGUAAUAUAAAUGAUUCAACAAGUUUAGAAAAUUAUUUAAUUAAAACAUAUAAUGAUACAUAUAUAUGUGAAGAAGAAAAUGGAAAAUUUAUAAACUGGAAAAAAAUUAAAACUUAUAAUGCACCAUCACCUAGGGCUUUUCAAGCUUCAUGUGUAGUAAAUUUAGGACGUAAUGGAGUAUUUUUAUUUAUACAUGGAGGAAAAACAAAGAAUAAUAUAUUAGCAGAUAAUAAAUUGCAUGCUUUGAAUUUAACAGUUGUAUCAUCAUAUGGUAAUAAUAAGAAUGCGACGAAUGAUGAAAAUGAACAUGAUAAUAUUUUAAGUGAAAGUAAUAAUGAUAACAUUUUAAGUGAAAGUAAUAAUAAUAACAUUUUAAGUGACAAUAAUAAUCAUAAUAAUAAUAUUAAUAAGGGUAAUCACCAUAGUAAUGAUGAAAGGAACAAUUAUAAUGAAGACCCUAAAAAAAUUGAAGAACAUAAUAUUAAUCAUGGAAAGAACUCAGAUAUGUUAAACGAACAUGAAAUAAAUUCUGUGAAUAAUAUUUGCAUAGGUAAUAAUAUAAAAAAAAAUAAAAGUCAUAGGAACUACUCAUCCUCAUCAGAUGUAGAAUCAAAUAAUCAUGUUUCCUCAUCAGUCCCUACACUAACCUCAUCCUCAAAUUCAUCAGAUUCGUCAAACUUAUCUCGACCUCCAUUUUAUUUUAAAAACGAAAAAGAUAUGAUAAAUAAUAAUAAUGAUGUAUGUAUAAAUUCUCGUAAACCUAUCAAUGAUAUGUUAAAAACGGACACUUCUAGUUGCUCUAAUUAUAGUUCUGAUUAUGCAUAUUCAAGUGAAUCAGAACAAAUUAAAAGAAAAUGGGUCGAGAUAAGAGUUAAAGGAAAAAAGCCUAGCAAGAGAUAUGGACAUAGUUUAGAUUUUUUAUAUCCCCAUUUAAUUUUAUUUGGUGGGAAUGAUGAAAUGUGGGAUGAAGAUCAUUCUUAUUGUAAAAAUGAUUUAUGGAUUUUAAAUAUUGAAAAAUGUAAAAAAGGAAAAGAAAAAAAAGAUGGACAUACACAUUUUUAUUUAUAUUUUAUAUGGGAAGAAAUAAAUUAUCAAUAUGUAAAUCCAUUAGGAAGAUCUUUUCAUUCAACUGCCAUAUGGUAUGAUGCAAAAAAAAAAAAAAAUAAUUUAAUUUUAUAUGGUGGUAAAAUGAAAGAUCAAAAUCUUUGUAGUAGAAUAUUUUUAUUACAAUUUAAUGGAUAUGUAUGGUCUUGGUCUAUUCUACCUGUAUAUGUUAAUUCUUUAAAUGAACAUAGAGCAUAUCAUUCUAUGAUAUGUGUUAAUAAUUAUUUAUUUAUUAUAGGAGGUGAAGAAUAUAAUUAUAAAUAUAUAGAAAAAAUGCCUUCAGCUUUAUAUUCUUUUGAAUCCAAAAAAUUUCAAUAUAUUAAUGAUUUUACAGCAAAGGCAUGUUUAAAAUGUUUUGCAAAACAAGAUAUUAUUUAUUCAUGGGGGGGAUUUACAGAUAUACCAUUUGAUCAUAAUUUCUUCCCAAAUAAUUUUGUUUUGCUUAAUAUGAAUGUACAUAUCGCUUCUACACAAAUGAAAGAAGGAUUAUCAGAAGAGAAUGACGGAAAUUUUAGCUUAAUUAUGAACAUAGAGGAUAAUCCAGAUGACAAUAUAUAUAAAAGGAUGAGUAAAAGAGUAAUGAAAAUAGAAAAUAAAAAAAAUCAACUAGAAAAAGAUUUAUCAUAUCAGAUCAAAUUAAAUGAAAAUGUGAAUUCUCGCUUAAAGGAACAAAUAACACAAUAUCAAAAGAUUACAUAUUUGUUAAAUGUAAAGAAUAAGCAGAAUGAAUAUUUGUUAGAUUUAUUAAAAAAAAAAAAUGAUUACAUGGUAGAUAAUAUAAAAGGGAAAUUGGAAAAUAAUAAUAUCCUUGUUAAUGCAGAUGUACAAAAUAAUAAUUUUACAAAUAACAAUUUUUCUUUCAAUAAUAUGAAUAAUAGUUAUAAUGUAUAUCAAAACUCUAGCGUUAUUCCUGAAAACACAUUAAAUGCUACGAACGCAAAUAAUAUGCAUAAUGAAAUAAAUAGCAAUAAUAAUAAUAAUAAUAAUAAUAAUAAUGCAGUGGAUAAUAUAAAUAGUUACAAUGAAAUUGCUUUCACUCAAAGUGUACAAAAUUAUAUAACUCCCAACGGAACUACAAAUGAUAAUAUACAAAAUGGUUUACAAAAUAAUAUACAACAAUUCUCUCAAUCUUUAAAUGAAUUAAAUGUUUUCAAUAAUGAACAAAUCAAAAGUGAUUUAUUAAAUAUUGAAAAUAAUAUAUCAAACACAUUGGGAAAUACAAAUAGUUAUUAUUUAAAUGGAAAUAAUAAUGCUAAUAAUAAUAAUUUUGAUUUUAAUUUAAAUGUAAAUGACUAUUCAAAUUUUGUUCCUGAUAAAUUACCGCUUUAUAACAAUUCACCUGACCUGUUCAUAAAUAAUAACAUGAAUGUGCUGAACGACGCUGGUACUAGCCAUGUUAAUUUUCCGAUAGCUAAUUCUCAAGUUGUUCAGGUAAAUAAUAAUUUGAUUGACAAUAUGGAAGCAAGUGUAAAAGACAACAUAUGUGUGGAGAAUACAUUAAAUGAAAUAAAAGCACCUGAAGUGGAAAUGCCAUCAAAUCAAAGAGCUCGUAGAAAAACAGCUGAAAAAUGUUUAAAAUUAAUAGAGCAAGAUAGAUUAAGCAGGAUGCAAAGUGAAAGCAAUGCUCAAUAA
This is a messenger RNA of Plasmodium adleri (nom. inval.), 3231 nucleotides long. Its product is annotated as conserved Plasmodium protein, unknown function. The record is from RefSeq and is a predicted model, not a curated record. The coding region runs from base 1 to 3231 and encodes 1076 amino acids. The transcript has a single exon. NCBI's taxonomy places the organism in Eukaryota, Apicomplexa, Aconoidasida, Haemosporida, Plasmodiidae. Gene Ontology annotation, molecular function: protein binding.